This is a messenger RNA of Porites lobata, 1612 nucleotides long. Lineage: Eukaryota; Metazoa; Cnidaria; Anthozoa; Scleractinia; Poritidae. The record is from the annotation of a GenBank genome assembly.
AGUUGUGUAGUUAUUGUAGUUGUUGUAGUUGCUGUAGUUGCUGUAGUUGUUGUAGUUACUGUAGUUUCUGUAGUUGUUGUAGUUCCUGUAGUUGUGUAGUUAUUGUAGUUGCUGUAGUUGCUGUAGUUGUGUAGUUGCUGUAGUUGCUGUAGUUGUGUAGUUAUUGUAGUUAUUGUAGUUGUUGUAGUUCCUGUAGUUGCUGUAGUUGUUGUAGUUCCUGUAGUUGUGUAGUUAUUGUAGUUCCUGUAGUUCCUGUAGUUGCUGUAGUUGUUGUAGUCACUGUAGUUUCUGUAGUUGUUGUAGUUCCUGUAGUUGCUGUAGUUGUUGUAGUUACUGUAGUUUCUGUAGUUGUUGUAGUUCCUGUAGUUGUGUAGUUAUUGUAGUUGCUGUAGUUAUUGUAGUUGCUGUAGUUGCUGUAGUUGCUGUAGUUGUGUAGUUGUCUGUAGUUGCUGUAGUUGUGUAGUUAUUGUAGUUAUUGUAGUUGUUGUAGUUCCUGUAGUUGUGUAGUUCCUGUAGUUGUGUAGUUGUGUAGUUCCUGUAGUUGUGUAGUUGUGUAGUUCCUGUAGUUGUGUAGUUAUUGUAGUUGUUGUAGUUCCUGUAGUUGCUGUAGUUGUUGUAGUUACUGUAGUUUCUGUAGUUGUGUAGUUAUUGUAGUUGCUGUAGUUGUUGUAGUUGCUGUAGUUGCUGUAGUUGUGUAGUUGCCGUAGUUGCUGUAGUUGUGUAGUUAUUGUAGUUAUUGUAGUUGCUGUAGUUGUGUAGUUAUUGUAGUUAUUGUAGUUGCUGUAGUUCCUGUAGUUGCUGUAGUUGUUGUAGUUACUGUAGUUGCUGUAGUUGUUGUAGUUCCUGUAGUUGUGUAGUUAUUGUAGUUGCUGUAGUUGUUGUAGUUGUGUAGUUGCUGUAGUUGCUGUAGUUGUGUAGUUAUUGUAGUUAUUGUAGUUGUUGUAGUUCCUGUAGUUGUGUAGUUCCUGUAGUUGUGUAGUUCCUGUAGUUGUGUAGUUGUUGUAGUUCCUGUAGUUGUGUAGUUAUUGUACUUAUUGUAGUUGCUGUAGUUUCUGUAGUUGCUGUAGUUGCUGUAGUUGUGUAGUUAUUGUAGUUGCUGUAGUUGCUGUAGUUGCUGUAGUUGUGUAGUUGCUGUAGUUGUGUAGUUAUUGUAGUUGUUGUAGUUCCUGUAGUUGUGUAGUUGUGUAGUUCCUGUAGUUGUGUAGUUAUUGUAGUUGUUGUAGUUGUUGUAGUUGCUGUAGUUGCUGUAGUUGUUGUAGUUACUGUAGUUUCUGUAGUUGUUGUAGUUCCUGUAGUUGUGUAGUUAUUGUAGUUGCUGUAGUUGUUGUAGUUGCUGUAGUUGCUGUAGUUGUGUAGUUGCUGUAGUUGUGUAGUUAUUGUAGUUAUUGUAGUUGUUGUAGUUCCUGUAGUUGUGUAGUUGUUGUAGUUCCUGUAGUUGUGUAGUUAUUGUACUUAUUGUAGUUGCUGUAGUUUCUGUAGUUGCUGUAGUUGCUGUAGUUGUGUAGUUAUUGUAGUUGCUGUAGUUGUUGUAGUUGCUGUAGUUUCUGUAGUUGUUGUAGUUGCUGUAGUUUCUGUAGUUGUUGUAGUUGCUGUAGUUGCUGUAGUUGUGUAG